Molecule: messenger RNA, 1192 nt
Organism: Thamnophis elegans (Western terrestrial garter snake)
Lineage: Eukaryota; Metazoa; Chordata; Lepidosauria; Squamata; Natricidae
Gene: LAMTOR4
Product: late endosomal/lysosomal adaptor, MAPK and MTOR activator 4
Exons: 4
Coding region: 101-412 (103 amino acids)
Biological process (GO): positive regulation of TOR signaling; cellular response to amino acid stimulus
Cellular component (GO): lysosome; Ragulator complex
Molecular function (GO): guanyl-nucleotide exchange factor activity
Source: RefSeq, a predicted model, not a curated record
GCAGACUCUCCGGAGGCCCGCCCCUUCCGUUUCCGCAGGGGUCAGUGGGCGGCGCCGCGGCUCCUUUUCCGCCUGCGGCUGUUGGCGGUUCCAGGCGGGCAUGGCGGCGGCGGCGGCGGCGGCCCUCACGCAGGGCCUGGAGCGCAUCCCGGACCAGACCGGCUACCUGGUCAUCUGCGACGGCGCCGUCCUGGCGUCGGCGGGCGACCUGGAGAACGACGAGCGCACCGCGGGCGCCAUGGCGGAGCUGGUGAGCACGGCCUGCGCCUUCCGGCUGCCCCGGGGCCCCGAGCUGCCCUUCCGCCGCGUCUCCGUGGUCUUCGGGGAGCACUCCCUGCUGGCGACCGUCUCCGGGCAGAAGCUCUUCGUGGUCAAGCGGCUGAACAGCGUCCCGGAGCCCGUGGUCGUCUGAGCGGCGGGGAAUCCCUCCGUCUGCCGCUUCGCCCGCUCCCUGCCUCCCCUCGGCCCCUCGGCCCCGCCCCUCCCGCCCACCACCGGAGCAGGAAGGAGAGGGGCCUUCCCCCCCCUCCCCCGCCUGCCGCCUUUCCUUCCCCGGGGGGGGGGGUUUCCCCCCCUCCAUUCUCCAGGGAUCCCCCGCCAGAGCCUUUAUUUCCCCUUCUCCCGGGUGAGAUGCUGCUUUCGGGGGGAGUCGCCCUCUGGAGAAGCUUUUUACUUGCCAUCUGCUCUUCCGAGUGGGAGCAAAGCCGUUUCCCCACUGGAUGCUCGCUAGCUGCUCUGGGCUGCCUGAAACCAGCGGAGGAGGAGGAGGAGGACCCAGGCGACCCAGGGGGAUUGUUAAGUCCGUCUUCAGGCCGGGGGUGAAUUCGUCAUCGGAAGCAGAGGAAGAAAGGAGGACGGUGCCAGACGACACCAAAGAGAUCCAUUAAGCAUGUUACUUGCCGGCCAGCCAGGGCAGUUUAUUUGUAAGCACAUAUACAUACAGAGUUGGCGUUGCUCCUGAACGAAUAAAAAAUAUAAAUAACAAAAAUUAAAUAAAGUGCAAUGGAGAGUGGCCUUGGCCUGGGAGGAUGCGGAGGUAGGGAAGGGCCGGAGUCCGGCCCUCUCUGGUCUAGGAAUGCAGCGGAGACUGAGAUUCUGAGAGCCUUUCAGGUCACAUCCUGGGGGCCUAAUCCAGGGCGAAAAGGGAAAAUCGAUUUGCGGACUGUCCGGCUAUUAAAAGUACCUUCUGCCA